GUAUACAUUGCCUGUCCACUCAACGCAUGUUCAUCCGUUCAUUCUGUUGGUUCGUUCUUUUAUCCGCAUCAGUACAGUCAGCUCGGCUCGUGUGUGUGGCUGAUUGUGUGUGUCGCUCGAGUCGAUUUGACACAUUCUGUCUGCCUCAUCUGAGCUGUGGGAUGACGUACGGUUUGGUCUUGCAGUCGGCCGGAGGCUGCAACACACACACAACGCAGCAUCAAUCAAUCAUCCAUCCAGAGUCCAGCCAUUGAUGAGGGACGCGUAGAUGGAUGGAUAGAUGGCUCACCGUACCGUCUCGUUCUGGUCGUAGUGGCCAUCGGCCAUCACGCACACCUGUUGACACGGGUACAACACACGACACAUGAGCUGUCUGGUCUGGUGGGUGGGUGUUGUGGUGUGAUGCCCGACUGACGUACGAGUGGUGGGUGCGUUGUUGGUGGCUGGAGUGACGCAGACGAGCGGUGUUUGGAUGCACACGAAGCCGCCGCCACGCUGCUGAUAUAUCAACACGCACACACACACACACACAGAGAAAACACUGCUUGGUUUGUGAAUGCAUUGCAUUCCUCUUUAAUUGUGUGAUGGAUGCCUUGUGUGCAUCGAUGGCGUCCGGCAGCUCAUCCAGUGGCUUGUUGUAGCCAAUGAAGUCCAAAAUCCCCCCAGCCAUGACCGUUUAAACACACACACACACACACACACAUUGGUUGGAUGGACACACUCACGUGUCUCUCCCUCCCUCUCUCCCUCCGUCUCAGUGACUGACUGCCUCACCCACCCAGCAGAUUGCGCGGCGGACUUCAACGAACGAAGACGAGAGGAACUUGAUGAUGUAGUGAUUCAUGCAGAACUUGCACCACUGCUCGGCCUUCUGCUUCGAGUACAGACACACGCCGGCGAUGGAUGUGAACUCCUUCAGACUCACGCCGCCCAUGCACAGACCACCCUGACACACACACACACACACACACGGGGAGGGUUCAAUUGUGUAUCUGUCUGUCUUUCUGCUGCAUGGCUUACGCGCUUGGCGUGUGCGGCCGAUAGGACGAGCAGCACAGACGACGGGGCUGCGCUGGACAACGCGGAGACACAAUCCGACUCACUCUCGAAACUGACACACAAUCAGAGACACACACAUCAGCUGUCUGCCUCUCUCUCUCUCCCCUCCCUCCCUCUGUGUGUGUGUGUGUGCGGGACCUCUUGACGUUGGUGGCGAAGCGCUUGAGGUCAUUGACGAACGCAAACAAAUGACGAGGCUCGACGUCGUUACAGUAGACGUACACAACCCAACUCUGCACGGUGGCGCCACACAACGAGGCAUGGCGCAAUGAGUGUGUCUCUCGUGUGCUGUGCCGAGCCUACCUGGUCGAGGCGGCUGGUGGACGAGUAGGUCAUGUCGCUGUUGCUGUCACGAUUGCCCGACAU
This is a messenger RNA of Vitrella brassicaformis, 1425 nucleotides long. The record is from the annotation of a GenBank genome assembly. Lineage: Eukaryota; Vitrellaceae.